Messenger RNA from Suillus subalutaceus, 888 nucleotides. Its product is annotated as S-adenosyl-L-methionine-dependent methyltransferase. Bases 1 to 888 code for a protein of 295 amino acids. Lineage: Eukaryota; Fungi; Basidiomycota; Agaricomycetes; Boletales; Suillaceae. The transcript is spliced from 5 exons. Gene Ontology annotation, molecular function: S-adenosylmethionine-dependent methyltransferase activity. The record is from RefSeq and is a predicted model, not a curated record.
AUGAUCACUGGACUCGUAUCUCUACGAGCUCAGCAAUUCGUUUUCAGGCUCACGCGCAACAUGACGACAAAGGUGCAUGCUAUUGCACAGACAGGAUUCGGCACUGGGACGAAUGAACUAUACGACCGGGUUCGUCCUUCGUACCCAGCUGAGUGUCUUUCGUACAUUCUCACACACGUUACUUUUAGUUCCUCCUUCCAAUUGGCUUUCAGAAUUGGGGCAGGGACAGGUAUUUUCACCCGUGCCUUGCUAGAUCACUCUGAGUGGGCUACGAGCAUUGGCACGCUGAGAGCUAUCGAACCUAGCGACGGCAUGCGUGAUGUGUGGACGAAGACUGUCGAUGAUAACCGCAGUUCUAUUGUCAAAGGGACAUUUGAUGACACUGGUGUUGAAGAUGGGUGGGCGGACCUUAUCAUUAUUGCACAGGCAUUCCAUUGGUGCCCCGACUAUGGGAAAGCAUCGGCUGAAUUCGGUCGUAUUUUGAAGAAGGACGGCGCAGUUGUGUUCAUAUGGAACCUUGAAGACAGAGACGGUGCAGGUUGGGUUGCGCAACUCCGUGACCGCAUCGAGGCUCAUGAGAAAGGGACGCCCCAAUUUCGCCUCGGUCUCUGGAGGGAGACGUUCUCUACACCUGAGUAUAUCUCCUUGUUCCAUCCUCAGGAGGAAGAAGAGUGGGCAUAUCAUCUUCUUGCUAGCGAGCAAAUUGUUACGGAUCGCGCUCAGUCUAAAAGUUAUAUUGCCGUACUCCCUCCAGAUGAAAAGGCCAAGGUAGUGGAGGACGUCAAAGGUAUCCUCGAGCGAGGAGAUGGUAGAGUUUGGAUUAACAAGGAGGAGGGCACGUAUCAAUAUCCAUACAAGACUUACAUAGUGGUAUCUAGAAAGAAGUAG